Cetraspora pellucida is the source of this 161-nucleotide messenger RNA. Lineage: Eukaryota; Fungi; Glomeromycota; Glomeromycetes; Diversisporales; Gigasporaceae. The record is from the annotation of a GenBank genome assembly.
UCCCUGAUGACAAAGCUGAUAGUUCACCACGUAGGUUUGGCAGUACUAAAUACCCUUUGAGUCGAAGAUCUCAAAUUGAUCUUAAGGAAAAAGCAAGAGCUGAAUUAGAUUUCAGGAUUAAAAAUAAACAACCUCGCGGAAUAUUCGCUCUUGUUAGGUAA